This is a messenger RNA of Eimeria tenella, 393 nucleotides long. RefSeq lists its product as uncharacterized. The record is from RefSeq and is a predicted model, not a curated record. Gene Ontology annotation, molecular function: DNA binding. Gene Ontology annotation, biological process: double-strand break repair via nonhomologous end joining. Lineage: Eukaryota; Apicomplexa; Conoidasida; Eucoccidiorida; Eimeriidae. Bases 1 to 393 code for a protein of 130 amino acids. The transcript is spliced from 3 exons.
AUGCGGCUGCUAGGGUUUAUUCCUCUUUCUCUUUUGGGUCCGGAAGCAAAUGUGGGAAACAGUUUAUUUGUUUCUUUCGGAAGUGCUGCUGCUGCUGCUGCUGCGCGGCAGCAGCAGCUGAAGCAGCAGCUGCAGCAGCAGCUGCAGCAGCAGCGCCAGCAGCAGCAGCAGGAGCAAAAGCAGCAGCAGCAGCAAACAAAUGUCGAAACUAGAAAUGCACUUUCUUAUUUCGAAGAGAGCAAAAGACUUCUUUCCGCCCUUAUCCUUGCCAUGGAUAAAAAGCAAGUUGCUGCAGUUGUGUCUUUCGUUCCUCGCCGGGGGGCCCCCGUGAUGCUGGGGGCGCUGUUGCCGCAGGUGAACUCUACGAAGUCGACAACAGGGGGGCCCCCGUGA